Molecule: messenger RNA, 354 nt
Organism: Perkinsus marinus ATCC 50983
Lineage: Eukaryota; Perkinsozoa; Perkinsida; Perkinsidae
Exons: 4
Coding region: 1-354 (117 amino acids)
Source: RefSeq, a predicted model, not a curated record
AUGAUAACCGUGUCGGUUCAAGUACCCCAAGGGGCUACUGGUGGCAGCACCAUCCAAAUCAUCGAUCCUACAUCCGGCAGACCAUUCCAGGUCCAAGUCCCAGCCGGCCUAAAUCCAGGGGACACCUUCAAUGUCGAUCUUGGGCCGACCAUCGUACAAGGCAAGCCUGUUAGUGGUCCUGAUCAAGGCUACGGUGGGCCGCACCAUUCGACCCAGGCCCCUCCCCAAACUGUCAUCAUCAACAGUGGCCCUGCCCAGAGCCCAAGCGCCGCAGAUGCCGCUGGCUCUGCCGCUUGCUGUGCAUGGUGUGCAAGUAUGCUAGCAUGCUGUGCCCUCGGUCAGGCAUGUGGCUAG